AUGGAAACGACGGAAAAGACUGCGUUCGAAGCCGUAUCCGUGGAGCCUUUCUACACCGGCGGCAAGACCUCUCUCGCCGACGACGGGUACACCCUGGCCACCUCUUUUGGAGAGGACGUGGUGGUGACCAACAUCAAAACUGGAGAGGAAAUCUGCCGAAUCGAGGGCGAUAGUGAGAUUCUGACGACUCUGGAAAUAAGUCCCGAUGCCCAAUACCUCGUCACAUGCUCCCGAUCUCUGACAAUGCGCACAUACCGAAUCCCCAGUGGAGAACUGGUUCGAUCAGCCCGGGCCCAUGACGCCCCAGUGAUUGUCAUGGCUAUCGACAGCUCAUCGAGUCUGGUGGCGACCGGAGGAGCCGAGGGAACCGUCAAGGUGUGGGAUCUGGAGCGGGGAUUUGUGACUCACAAUCUCAAGGGCCAUGGAGGAGUGGUUUCUGCAUUGAAGUUUUUCGGCGAACAGGGCGGCUCAGUGUGGCGCCUGGCGUCCGGAGCGGACGACUGCAAGAUCCGAGUUUGGGAUCUCGUGAGCCGAAAGUGUCUCAAGGUGCUGGAUUCGCAUAACUCGGUCAUUCGAGGUCUGUCCUGGAGCUCCGACGGUGGCAUUCUUGUGUCUGGAGGCCGAGACAAGAUCGUCAACGUGUGGGACGCCAACAAGUUCAAGCUGGUGCGAACCAUCCCCGUGGGUGAGAGUAUCGAGACAGCCGGUAUCCUGAAUGGCGAGGGUCUUCGAAUCUAUACUGGUGGCGAGAUGGGAGUUGUGAAGAUCUGGAACGGUCAGACUUCUGCUCUGAUUGCUGCCCAGGUCCAGCCUGCAGUGCACAACAAGGAAAACGAGCGAGUGGGAGUGGUGGACAUUCUGUAUAAGACCGACAAGCUUGUGUCUGUGCUGUCAGACCAGACUUUUGUGGAGCUGGACGACGACCUAAAGGAGGUGCGACGUAUUGUGGGUUUCCAUGAUCAGAUCAUCGAUAUGACUUAUGUUGGCGAAGACGAGUCCAAGCUGGCGGUGGUCACCAACGCGCCCGACAUUCGAAUCCAGACCGUUGGAGGAAUCGAAACCAACGUUCUGACUGGACAUAGAGAUAACGUCAUUGCCGUGGACCGAUCGUUUGACGGUACCUGGCUGGCUUCCUCUGGAAAGGAUCACGAGGCUAGAAUCUGGCACGUGCCCACUCUGACCUGCUUUGCUGUCUGCACCGGUCAUGCUGGUUCUGUGGGAGGUGUUGCUCUUCCUAGACUUCCUCUUGAGGGUCGACCUCCUCAGUUCCUCAUUACCGGCUCGCAAGAUCUGACCAUCAAGAAGUGGAACAUUGCCAAGGACGGUACUGCGAAGGCCGAGUACACCCGAAAGGCCCACGAGAAGGAUAUCAAUGCUCUGGACGUGUCUCCUAACGAUAGACUGUUUGCUACGGCUUCUCAGGACAGAACUGCAAAGGUGUGGGACAUGAACUCGGGUGAGGCUGUGGGAGUGCUGCGAGGACACAAGCGAGGCGUCUGGUCUAUCAAGUUCAACCCCUACGAGAAACAGAUUGUAACUGGAUCGGGAGACAAGACCGUCAAGGUGUGGUCUCUGAACGACUUUUCGUGCCUGCGAACAUUUGAAGGCCAUACCAACUCGGUUCUGCGAACCGUGUGGACUUCUCUGGGCUCCCAGAUUGUCUCCUCUGGAGGAGACGGACUCAUCAAGGUAUGGACUUAUGCCUCUGGAGAAUGUGCUGUCACUUUGGACAACCAUGAAGACAAGGUGUGGUCUCUGGCUGUUCGAGGCUCCGAUGACGGUGCCCAGAUGGUCUCUGGAGACGGAGAGGGAACCAUUACUGUGUGGAAGGAUAUCUCCGACGAGGAGAAGGCUGCCAAGAAGGCUGCUGCCGAGCUUCAGGUGGAGCAGGAGCAGCAGCUGGCAAACUACGUGCGGUCCAAGGACUGGGAGAAUGCUAUUCUGCUUGCUCUGACUCUGAACCAGCCCUACAAGCUUUUCUGUCUGUUCCGAGACGUGCUUGCUGAUCGCCAGGACGAGGACUCCAUCAUGGGUCUGACUAAGGUCGACAAUGUGAUUGCUGGACUCAAUGUCGAGCAACUGGAGCUUCUGAUCAAGCGAGUCCGAGACUGGAACACGAAUGCUCGAUCGUCGGUGGUGGCUCAGCGGGUCAUGAACUGCAUUCUGGUUAACCACUCGGUUGACAAGCUCAGCCAGGUGCCCAAGAUUUCCACCAUGACAGACGCUCUCAUUCCUUACUCGGAGCGACACUUUAACCGGGUCGAUGAGAUGUACGACGAGAGCUAUCUGCUAGACUACGCUCUGAAUGAGAUGGACUUCCUGGACACUCCUCAGGUUGUGUAG
Messenger RNA from Yarrowia lipolytica CLIB122, 2343 nucleotides. RefSeq lists its product as uncharacterized. Gene Ontology annotation, molecular function: U3 snoRNA binding; protein binding. Gene Ontology annotation, cellular component: small-subunit processome; 90S preribosome; nucleolus. The record is from RefSeq and is a predicted model, not a curated record. Gene Ontology annotation, biological process: endonucleolytic cleavage in 5'-ETS of tricistronic rRNA transcript (SSU-rRNA, 5.8S rRNA, LSU-rRNA); endonucleolytic cleavage to generate mature 5'-end of SSU-rRNA from (SSU-rRNA, 5.8S rRNA, LSU-rRNA). Lineage: Eukaryota; Fungi; Ascomycota; Dipodascomycetes; Dipodascales.